This is a messenger RNA of Strongylocentrotus purpuratus (purple sea urchin), 2673 nucleotides long. RefSeq names its product growth hormone-regulated TBC protein 1-A (gene grtp1). Bases 314 to 1378 code for a protein of 354 amino acids. Lineage: Eukaryota; Metazoa; Echinodermata; Echinoidea; Camarodonta; Strongylocentrotidae. The record is from RefSeq and is a predicted model, not a curated record. The transcript has 7 exons.
AUUUUGUGGACAGGCAAAAGUCAAUCGAAAAUUCCGGCGCUGACUUUACUAACAUUGUUUUGUUGUAAAUGGUCCAUGUUUUUCGAUAUUUCGCACGAUCUUCACGGAUACUUCAUCAAUCCAACACUUUGAUUGUUGAUCAAAAUUUCAUAACUUCUUCAUAAUAACGAGAACGGUAGAAGAGUUGGUCUUCCUUUCAAGAAAAAAGUCGGAGAGUUGGUGAAGAAUCGGGGAUCGGAGUUGAGAGCGGACACCUCCCACAUCUCGAACGGGCUACGUAAGCGUCAAAAGUAGGCGUGUACCGGCUAAGAAAAUGGCAGAAGGUCCAGCGGCGGCUGCUGCAGCAACGGGCAACAGCACUCAUGACCAUGCAGAUCUAACUCUUUUUCGAGGUGAGAUUGAUGGCUAUGGAUUCAAGAGACCGGGUGACUUUGAUUACGAGACGUAUGAGGAGUUCAUGAAGCAGUAUCUAUCAGUGCUAGCCAGGAGAGCUAAGAAAUGGGAACCAAUGAUCAAGGGAAGCCAGAAAGUGAAAAAGUCAAGAAAAGUGAAACGGUACAUCCGUAAAGGCAUCCCAUCGGAACACAGAGGAGCUGUAUGGAUGAUGAUCAGUGGUGCUCUUAAACUCAAGAAGAAAAAUCCUGGUCUAUAUCAACAUCUUCUAGAUGCUCCCAAAGAUCCAGAAAUUGUGGAGGUUAUCAAUAUAGAUCUUCAUCGAACAUUCCCUGACAACAUUCACUUCAGCAACGAUGCCCAGUACAGCAAGAGAUCAGCUUUGUCCAACGUCCUUGUCGCAUUCGCCCACCAUCGGCCAGAGGUCGGGUACUGCCAGGGUCUUAACUUCAUCGUCGCUCUCAUGCUGCUUGUCCUACAAGAUGAAGAGAAUUGCUUCUUUCUACUGCUGCAGUUAACAACCAACAUAUUGCCAGAUUACUAUGUUCCUCACAUGAGUGGCUUAAAGACAGACCAGGAGGUACUGGGUGAGCUAAUCAAAGAGAAGUGUCCUGAUGUUGCCAGACACAUGGAGAAAGAACAGGUCCCAUGGUCGAUACCCACCACCAAGUGGUUUAUCUGCCUUUUCUUAGAUGUACUACCAGUUGAGACGGUGUUAAGGAUAUGGGACUGUCUAUUCUACGAGGGUUCAAAAAUCCUUUUCAGAGUCUGCCUUUCGCUCAUCAAAAGAAACGAAGCAGAGAUCGUCAGAGCUAACAACAUCUCAGCUCUCGUAGAUUGCUUCAAGAAAGUUACCCAAGCAUCAGCAAACAUCGACUGCCAUACCUUCUUAGAGGAAGUAUUUGAGAGCUCUCAGCCACUGAAGAGAGGAACUAUCGAGAAGCUUCGCUACCUCUGUAGACAAAGAGUCGAACAAGGUCCAUAGGUCACUCUCUAUGUCAAAGUUCAACUUUUCUGAGUGUAUGAAUGAUAUCCUGCCAAUAAACCCAUCAGCUAGUGUCAAAGUUCACGCUGGUCGUCGGGCGAAAAAUGUCAUUUUGUUUCCAUGAUCAGCUCAGUGCGUAUCAGUGAUUGUGCUUGCCAAGUUGAUGAUGACCCGAAUGAUUAGGCCUUCUGCGGGUGCUUGAGGUCAACGUUCUAUUGGGAUUAUGGAAAUGAUUCUUUCAGAAGUUCAGGUCAACCUGUGUCAAAGGUCAAAUGAAAAUGAAUGAAUGACUAUGAAUCAACUUGUAGGAUAAUGUAAGGAGGAUAAAUCAUUCUGAUUUCACCGGCUGCUCGCAAAACGGCAGUAACAGCCCUCUUGCAGGCAGCGGAUGAUUUCAUGUCAGUUUCUAGAUCAGCACAUGCCAAAUUAAGACCACCAUUUUGUUACAACCAUAUGUCAAAGGUCAAAUGGAUACGCUGUAUAUGAAUGACUACCAGUCAGCAUAUAUGUGACAGUGCAGAGGAGAACAAGUCAUCAUGGCUUUGCAUCAGUUUUAGAUCAGCACGUGCCAAAGUUGAAAACCUUCAUGUCCCUUUGUUACAGCCGCUGUAUGUCAAAGGUCAAAUUGAUUUACGUGAAAUACAGGAGUAGAAGUCGACAAAUUGUGAUUUUUCAUAUCAGUCUCUAGAUCAGCACAUGCCAAAGUAAACUACAUUAGUAUGUCACUGCUUUAAAGUAUGAAGGUCAACUUGCAAUGUAUGUCAGAGGUCAAAGUUGAGAGAUCUAAUUUAUAUCAUUUAAAUGAUUUUGUGUCAUAUCCCAAACCUUGAUACAUGUCUAAAAUUUAAUUUAUUUUUGUUUGGACAUGAAUGAACUGUGCAUUUACCCUGUACAUGUAUACGCAUGUAUUCUCUUCUUUCGUGUUGUAUUUUGCUGCAGUAGACCCCAAUUUUCACUGAACAACAAAGUGAAUGACUACAAGAAGCAAUUAGCUUUCUCAUGAAAUUUCCCAUUUCCUUUUUUAAAAAAUUUGCUGCUUAUUUACUUAUUCAUGUUUGCAACCUUUAUGUUAAAAUCAGACGGACUUAUUGGACACAUCUCACAAAUUCAGUUAUUCAUGGACCAUUUAGAGUAAAUUUUGUAACAAACCCAGAUAAAAUGUCACUUUAUAAUCCCAUUAUGAAAUAAACCUGUACAAAACAACCCUUGUAUAAUCAUAUUUUGUAUCAAAACUUGUUCUCAGAUCUUUCUAUAAUGCCUAAAAUCUACUCUCUCUCUUUUCUUUGUAUUGUUGC